AUGGAGACAUGCAGAUGCUGGGAUUGUGGGGGUGGGCCGGCAGUUGACGGGCUGCUGCUCACUGGCUCUAUUGUGUUUCGUUGCUCGCAUGGCGUUGCUACUGGUGGCGUCAUGGCCCGUGGUAUCUUUGUCGCCGGCACCGAUGGCAUCACCACUUUUUUGGGAUCGGCAGAGCUGUCGAUGCUGCUCCAUCUUUCUAAUUGGAUGACAUGUCACCUAUUUCCCUUGGUGGCGAGACUGCUGGUCUGGGAAUUUGGCCAGAGAGACCUGGCCAAAAGGUUUCAAGUUGGCGGUUUCCACCUAAAUCUUCCCCUCGUGAUGGUACCAAUAAGCCCGCUUCGUACCAUCAUGCAGGACUCGUGGCCAGUGCUGAUAGGAGGGCCAGAUAAAUGUCGGGGAUCAAUCUUGCCCCAACGUGACCACUUGCCUGCCUUUGUCCGGUCAGUGCCGAUCCUUCCCCCCUCGAUUCAGAGUGGUACAAACACGAAUGAGCAGCAUACGGCUCGGGACGGUCGCGUAGUCCAACGGCUCGUACAGGCGACGUCAGCUGGUGAUAUUGCAGACUUACGAGGGAGGAAUCGACGAUGGGUUGUUGUUCGAAACAGUGUGGCCUUCCGGAUGGGAAUCUGCCCACCCAAUGUAGUAGAUGAAGGGCACUCGAAACAGCGUCGAGGAAACACCAGUUGCCCGUUGGCUAUCUUGGAGAGUGACAGUGUCACCCCAGGCAUCAUCCAGAGAGCCAUAGAAACCUACCCCAGCUUGCCAGUCCGAGUUGGUCAGGGACAACUGGGAUGGGAAGUCAAUUUUGCGUGGAUUGCACGGCUGCUCCCCCGUCACGCGGGAGCGGCUUGUCGCGGUUCAGAUGCAAGGUAA
Messenger RNA from Aspergillus niger, 873 nucleotides. RefSeq lists its product as hypothetical. The coding region runs from base 1 to 873 and encodes 290 amino acids. Lineage: Eukaryota; Fungi; Ascomycota; Eurotiomycetes; Eurotiales; Aspergillaceae. The record is from RefSeq and is a predicted model, not a curated record. The transcript is spliced from 5 exons.